Diuraphis noxia (Russian wheat aphid) is the source of this 384-nucleotide messenger RNA. RefSeq lists its product as uncharacterized. The record is from RefSeq and is a predicted model, not a curated record. NCBI's taxonomy places the organism in Eukaryota, Metazoa, Arthropoda, Insecta, Hemiptera, Aphididae.
AUGGACCAAUACAWGGACGAUAAAUAUAAACGAGAGACAACUAUCUUCUAUGGUAGCUGUAAUACUGAUCAACGCCAACUAGGAACGGGUUUUGCGGUACACAAAUAUUUAUUCCCUGUAGUUAAAGAAUUCAAAGAUAUUAACCCUAAAAUAAGCAUGUUUACAAUAGAAGCACAAUGGUUUGAUAUAAGCUACAUGAAUGUACAUGUUCCAAUGGAGGACAAAUCUCAAAAUGAGAAAGAAACGUUUUAUGAACAACUUGAAAGUACGCUGAACUCGAUUUCUAGCAGUAGGAUACAAAUUAUUCUAGGAGAUCUAAAUACCAAAGUUGGGAAAGAAACAAUGUUUAGACAAGUAGCAGAAAAAUACAGUCAACACGAUUGA